UCAAGUUUAUUAAAUUCAGUCGAAGUUGACUUUCCUCGUGGUGGUGGUACUCAUCUAACAGCUGUUGAAGUUAAACAAGCUGGUCAUGAAGGAAAAACAGAUGCAGAUCAAAUCUUCAUUCCUGAUCCCAAGCCAGUCAAGGAUACUUCUUCAUCAAAGCGUAAAAGAUCUUUACUCGAUCCUUCCUCCCAUCAACGUAUCAAAUCUAACAAUAUCUCAGCAUCUCAAAAUACACCAUUUCAAAAUGCAUAUAGAAUUGAACAUCUUAAUCAUCGUCGGCUUACAUCUGGGCUCAAACUCGCUGGUUUGAUCAUCGAAAUCCGACCACUUGAACUUAUUGUGGCCUUGCCGAGUCAAUUGGUUGGGCAUGUUCCAAUCACCGAAAUCUCUUCUUACUAUACUCAAAAACUUCAAGAAAGUACCGAUCAAGAUGACGAGGAUACUGACUCUGAAGAUGACCAAAGCAAUUCUGACAAGGCUGACGAUUAUCAACACAGAGUGAAAUCCGGUGGACUUCAAGGAUUGAAUGAAAUUUUCAAAGUGGGACAAUGGAUUCGCUGUAUGGUCAUCCAUACUACUUCCGGAACACCUAAUAUAGCUCAUCGUGCCUCCCCCCUGGUUCGUGCUGCCCAUCGUGUCAAAUUAACCAUUGACCCAGCUCGUCUGAAUGGCGAUUUGGAAAAGAAAGACUUGUCUGCAAACAUGACAUUGGAUGGUGCUGUCAAAUCAAUCGAAGACAACGGAUACGUGGUAGAUCUUUGCGUUCCAGUAAACUCAUCUCAGCAAGCCUCUUCAUCUGCACCUCAAACUGUCACUACCUUUGUCCUAUUCUCUGAUGCCAUCAAGAUCCCCCAAACUCAUCUUCACAAUCGUGAGCUUUGGCAAAUUGGACAAAUCGUUCGAUGUCGAAUCGAUAAAGUCUCCAAGAGUGGAUCUACUUGUACCGUCUUUGUCGACCCGACCGGUAUCGCUUCAUCCUUGUUAACAACGGCUAUCAACAUUGACUGCGUUUUACCUCUUCACCUUGUCACCUGUCUUAUCACCGCCGUAGUGCCUGAGGAAGGUUUAAACGUAGAAUUCUUAGGCUACUACAAGGGUACAAUCGACUUGUACAAUCUUGGUGUCGGCAUAGGUGGUACCAAGGUGGAAGACCGUUUCAAAGCCGGUCAGAAGAUCCGUGCUCGGGUCUUAUGGCAUACUCGAUCCUCUUCACCUCAGAAAACUUUUAGCUUAAGCUUGCUGGACCAUUGCGUCAAUAUGGUCACACCAGGUUUGCCACUCUUGCUACAGAACGACACACCAAACGGCUUACCUAGUGAAAGCAUCGAACAUCUUAUGCGAUUCAACAUUGGAUACACUUUUCAAUCCACUAGAGUUUGUGGUGUCGUCAAGGACUGGGGGUUAUAUGUCGAAUACUCUGACAAUUCAAAUCAGCAGCGAGUCAUAGGUUUCAUUCACAUUUCAGCCAUUCGCGAUACCCAUCUCUCUGACAUCUUGGUCGAAGGUUCUGGGCCUUAUAGACUCGGUACAACUCAUAAAGCCAAAGUUGUAGGCAUCUCUCCCAUCGAUGGCAUGCUUCAACUCUCAUCACAGCCCUCAGUGGUGGAGCAGCCUUAUAUACGACCACAGGACGUUGCGGUGGGUGAAAUCGUGACAGCAGAGGUGACCAGAUUGUGCUCUUCGGCAUUGUUUCUGUCAAUAUUUGGUGGACUUGAUUGCGUGGUUUGGCCUGAUCAUUACUCCGAUGUGAAACUUCAACACCCUGAGAAGAAGUUUCAAGCUGGUAUGAAGCUCACAGCCAGGGUACUGUAUGUCAAUCCCAACAAGCACCGAAUUGCUCUCACUUUGCGGAAAAGUCUUCUGGAUCCCACGUUUUCUUCUAUCACCUCUUAUGCUACAGCACAGCCUGGUAUGGUCACCGAUGCAGUAAUCACCCGCGUUAAAGCGAGGCACCUUGAAAUAGAAUUCUUUGGUCAAACACGGGGUGUGAUUCCCAUUCGCGAAGCAGCGGAGAAAUUUAGCGAGUCGUUGUCCGAUUUCAGGGCUGGCCGAGUAGUUAAGGUCCAGAUUCUCUCCGUGGAUCCACUGGCUCGAAAGAUUUUAGCGAGCAUCAGAUGCGCUCUAGACACAGAAGCCUCAAAAUUAAGGGAAUCGGGCAAUGUCGGUGAUGCAGUCUUUGCGACUGUGAAGACGAUUGGUGAUGACCACACGAUUUUGACCCUUCGGCGAAGGCUAGGCAAGCGUAACAAAAUGGGCGGAGAGAUUCCGAUUCCAGGCCUCAUCUCUCUCAGUAUUCUUGCGUGGCGACGUAAAGUGACGAUCGAUCAACUGAAGGAACAACUCCAUGUCGGUGAUGAGAUCGACGAUUUAGUCAUCACAGCUAAAGAUAUCCAGAGUAACCUCAUCAUCUUGGGUUACGCCAAGGGCUCAAAGAAGCAGAAGCAAGAGCCGGAGACGGAGCGACCACUGUUCAACUCGUCGGCAUUCGAAGUCGGUGACUUGGUCACAGGGACGGUCUUGGACAUACACGCCAAAAACCUGUUAAUGUUUCUCAAGAAAGAUGGAAGCGAAAAUGCAUGUGUGGGACAAGGCUUUUUGUCCAUUGAAAAGCUUGCUACUCGUGAAAAGAAGAACUGCGCUGUAGUCAAGGUUGAUCGACAGACUUCCAAGGUUUACCUUACUUUGAGAUCAUCUCGUUUGAAUCGUGGAGUCCAGAAAUCGGCCUCCGAGGUACGGGAUCGACCGAUCGUCUCGAUCAAAGACUUGAAAAAGGGUGAUAAGAUAAGAGGAUUUAUUCAACGGAUUUGUGAAAAAGCUGGUCUGCUCGUUCGGAUCGGUACUAAUCUUUCUGCCAAAGUUAAGAUCAGUGAACUUUUUGAUCAAGAUAUUCCAGAUUGGGUUGGAAAGUUUAAAGUCGGUCAAGUGGUAUCUGGUGUGAUUAUCACGCCUGUCAAAGCUUCCCGUGGUAUUCAAUUGAGUCUUAGAGAAAAUCCAUUUGGUCCGAAAGUUUCGGAUCCAAAGAAGUUGGUCUUGGAGAAAUUCCAGGAAGGACAAAUUGUUGGUACUACUAUUAGAAAGAUUGAAAAGUAUGGAAUGUUUUUGGCCAUUGACGAUGCCGGAAUCAGUGGUUUGUGCCAUGUUAGUCAGUUAUCUGAUGAUGAUGAAGUCGACCGAAACUGGGCAAAGAAGUACAAGGAAGGUAUGAGGCUACAAGCUGCACUGGUCAAGGUUGAUUUGAAGGCACGUAGGAUCUCUUUAUCGAUCAAGCCUUCAAUUGUCGGCGAGCAAGAAUUGGAUAGUGGUGACGAUGAAGACGAAUCUGACGAUGAGGACGUAGAAGAAGAGGAGCUUGACCAUUCGAAUGUUGAAAAGGACGAUUCGGUAGAUAUGGUUGUGACAAGUAAGAGUGUGAAUCAGCCAUUGGCUGUACAAAUCCAAGCGCCAUGUCUGGCGCUUCCUGGUGGUUUCAAUUGGAACAGCACUGUCCAGACCAGGGCUGCUGAUGAGCAAGAUUCAGAUUCAGAAGGGUCGAGCGACGAAGAUGAUCAUGCCACAUCUAACCAUGUCACGGGUCAAGAGAAGGAAGUAUCGGAACCUGAGCAUAGGAACUCUUCACAUCUUGAGAACGGCUCAGUGACCACAUCAAUAGCAGACUUGGAACGACAAUUAUUAGGUUCUCCUAAUAGCUCAUUGCUUUGGAUUCAAUUAAUGUCAUGUCAUAUCCAACAAGCUGAUCUGAAUGAAGCACGAGAAACUGUGAAACGAGCAUUGAAUGGGAUUCAUUAUCGAGAAGAAUCGGAAAAGUUGAAUGUUUGGAUAGCUUGGUUGAAUUUAGAAAACGCUUAUGGAACUGAAGAACAGAUGAUGAAAGUGUUUGGUGAAGCUUCAAAGGCUAAUGAUACGAAAACGGUUUGGUUGAAGAUGGCGGAGAUUUAUACUGAGAGUGGAAAGAUUGAGAAAGCAAAUGAGCUGUAUACUAAAUUGGUGAAAAAGUUCAGUGAAAGCUCAAAGGCUUGGUCUCUGUACGCCCGAUUUUGUUUAACCAACAAGCAAGAAGCUCAAACUCUAGAGUUAUUAGCCAGAAGUUUGAGAAGUUUACCAAAGCACAAACAUCUUAAGACGAUGAACAAAUUUGCACAAUAUGAAUUUAAACAUGGUGAGAUUGAAAGAGGUAGAACGUUAUUUGAAGGUUUGAUUGCUAGUUAUCCAAAACGAACGGAUCUUUGGAAUGUUUAUAUCGAUUUGGAACGAACUCGAUUAGAUCGAGUUAGAGCUCUUUUUGCUAGAAUGUUGUCAUUGAAACUUAAUCCUAAAAAAAGCAAAUUCGUUUUCAAGAAAUGGUUAGGUAUUGAAAAAGAAUUUGGAGAUGAAGCUAGUCAGAAUAAAGUAUUAGAGCAAGCUAGAGCUUAUGUACAAGCUUCUCAAAGUAAUUGUACAAAGGAAGAGGGUGCAGAUGAGCAAGAUGAUUGA
Melampsora larici-populina 98AG31 is the source of this 4470-nucleotide messenger RNA. RefSeq lists its product as uncharacterized. The record is from RefSeq and is a predicted model, not a curated record. Gene Ontology annotation, molecular function: RNA binding; protein binding. The annotation marks the transcript as partial. Gene Ontology annotation, biological process: rRNA processing. Lineage: Eukaryota; Fungi; Basidiomycota; Pucciniomycetes; Pucciniales; Melampsoraceae. The transcript has 11 exons. Gene Ontology annotation, cellular component: nucleolus; small-subunit processome.